CUACAAACUACAAACUCCUCUCGCAUACAUCAAACUUUCAAGGUUCCCUACCUUUUUACCUUAUCUUGCAUACCAAGAUCAUCGUGCUAUCCUAGGAACUUUUAUCCACUUUCACAUUUGCUUCUACUAGUCGUAGGAGUCAACAGCUGAAGAGUAUCUCUAGAUUAUCUGAGAAGACCGUCGAGAGAGGCUAACAUCUCACCUACGCAUCUUUCAUCCGCCUGAGUAGGGCAUCACUUACAAGCUUCUAGUUCUCGUCUGCCAAGUUCGCCUGCUGCUGCUGAGGACAACCCAAGAAACCAAUUGCCCGGCCAGACUGGCUUGCGCUGCGUGAGUUUCGGAAUCAAUUGAUAGCCCAUUCGGCAAACCAGGAUCUAUCGACAAUGGCCUCCCAUCCGAACUCGACUCCAACCACAAUGCUGUCCAAUCCGCCCCGAGGCGGUCUUCAGGCCCGAAAUCGACAACACAGACGACAAAACUCGACACCAACAGGCUAUGAGACGAUGAAGAUCGCGUCUAACCUGCCCAACAACAUGCAUCUCCACCACCAACAACAGCAACGAUCGCGAAUGGCCCAUCGCCGUGGAAUGAGCUUGGACACUCGACGACAACACCAACAACAACAACAUCAGAUGCAAUCACCGACAGUACCACAACGGCAGGAAUUCUCAACGGUAAGUAACGCUACUAACAAUACAGGAUCAAUCACAUCACAGCAUGUGCUGCGAGAAGCGCAGCAGCAACGCAUGCCUCGCCCGGGCCCCCAGCAAGCAUACGCGAACUUGGCAAGCGAAGACAACUACCUCAUGUCCCCUCACGGGACACCACAAACGCAAAGCUUUGAUGGACAAGGCUUCAGCAAUCUCCCAAGCCAGCAGGAAAUGCAUAUAAACUUGGGGAUGUUUAAUGGGCAGAUGGAUGCCAUUAUGAAGAAGAAUCAGGAGAGUUUCUCCACUAACAUGACAACGUCUCAGGACUUUGACCAGUUCCCGUCUAGUGCCAUGUCCACACCCACUUUCAUGAGCUUCCAGGACAGCCCUACAGGAGGUCCUGGCUGGAUUUCGGAGGGAGAGACUUCUAGCACUAGGAGGAGCUCCCGUCGAAUUAGCAAUGGAAUCAUGGACAGAGUAAAUAAAUUCGAGACUUUGGGACUUGAGAUCCAGAGACCUUUAACACCCCCUCGACAGAAUGCCACAGACUACUUCCCACUCACCCCCACCGAUACUCCGCAUGACAGGACCAUAAAGCAUGUUCAACCACCUCAACCGCAGCGAUUCUCGGAAGGUUACGACGAGUCGAUGGAAGAAACUGUCAAGCCUACGAGGCAAUCUUCGAACCGACGGUCGCGAACAACCUUUGACGAGAUGCGGCAAGCAGCCGAAGCCCAACAGGUUUCAAUGCCCAUGCCAAAUAGAACCAACACGAUGCCUCUACUAGAUGCGUUCAACCCGCCAUCAGAUCCAAUGGCAGACUUCUUGGAUAUGAACCAUAUCGGCAACAAUGGACUCAGGAUCGAUACCACUUUCGAUGGACUUCCCGCCUCAUCGCAUUCUUUCAGUGCCAGUUCGGACCUUUCCGGACAUACGACGCCUAUCACGCCACACAUGAGCGAGUUCAACGGCGCCUUUGACUACAAACCUGACAUGCGUUUACCUAACUCGGAGUCUGAUUCCCAAGCUGGCCAUGGAUCGUCUUCAACCGAGAAGCCAUCUCGCCGUGGUUCUCCUCAUCAUCAUCAUCGCCGAAACGAGUCUAUGGCUAGCAUUGCUAGCGCCGCUAGUAUUGCCAGCAUCGAUAUCGAGAAAACUAAGACGGCGACGGGAAUUACACUUGAAGAUAUUCACCAAUUCAUUCAAGGCCCCGACCCUCGGGACAAUAAGUGGACCUGCACUUUUGAAGAUUGUAACAAGAAGUUUGGCAGGAAGGAAAACAUUAAGUCCCACGUACAAACGCAUCUCAACGACCGUCAGUACAAGUGUCCAACCUGCCACAAGUGCUUUGUUCGACAGCACGACCUCAAACGGCAUGCGAAGAUACACACGGGUAUCAAGCCUUACCCUUGUGAAUGCGGCAAUAGUUUCGCUCGCCAUGACGCGCUUACUCGACACAAGCAGCGCGGAAUGUGUAUUGGGGCGUUUGAUGGUGUGGUGAGGAAGGUCGUGAAGCGUGGACGCCCACGAAAGCACCGACCUGAUAUAGAUGAGCGCAAGGACAAGUCUGCGCGUACUCGCAGGAAGAACAAGUCCACGUCGUCACUCUCGUCGCAAUCCGGCUACUCGGAUACCUCAGCAGGCAACUCGCCGGAGACUAUCGACCAGGAUUUCGGUAUGUUGGACGACAUCAUGGAUGUCUCAAUGGGAGGCACAACAAUGAAUCCGUGCUCCUUGCAAGGGAUGAGCUCGUCCUCUGCGCCGAUGCCGAGUCUCGCCGGCGAUACGCCGAUGAGCAAGCAUUCGCCAUCGACGACCAGUGUGCACUCGUACGUCUCACAGCUGUCGCACAUGUCACUCCGUCAAGAACUUGCCCCCGAUGCGAUAUCGUCACAGCCGGGGUCUCCGGCAAAGAGCGUGACUAGCCAGUUCAACGAACUUCCGGAACUUUCCAGGUCGUCAUCUCCGCCAUCCGGUGGCCGAUACUUUGACGCCGAGCCCAACUCUAGCGGCACAGAGCUUACGAUUAGCACUGGUAUCGAGACGGCAAAUAUCCCGAGUUUCGUUGGGAUGAACGAGAAUGAUGACGACAUACUGCUGCAAUUCACGAAUAACGAUUCGAUGUUGAUGCUCAACCCGGACACCAAAUUCGACGAUGCAUUCGAUGGCGUCGAUAUGUUUACCAACAACGACGACUUGUUCUUCGGCAGCAGUUAAGAUAGCACCGAAAGAUCUAAACCAGUGGCGUACUAUUUUCUUGCCCAUAUCCUCGUUUGAGGCUCGGUCUUAUUUACUCAUAUUUGGAUUUUAUUUAGAAGGAAGCAGGGCAGACCAGAUCGGGAAUCUAAUGAAACUUAUGCUUUUUGGGGUGCAGUGCCUGAUAUCGAAGGGCUCCACGCGAGCCUUCUCUCUCUCGGGUCAGGCUAAAAGUCAUGUACGAUAUCGUGUGGGAUUAUCUAUCUAGGUAUGAAGAUAGGGGGUUUCGGGCGAAAAGGGAUCUAAGGGAGGCUGGACGGUCGUUUCGGCGUUUUAGCGUCGAUGUAAAGAUGACCGUCUUUUCCGGUCUUUAAUUUGGCGGCGUUGCCUCAUAUUUCCUUCCAUAGGAUCAAAAUACCAUCGGGAUGUAGUCACAAAAUUGGGUUCUUUCAAAGUUCUUCGUAGAUUAUAGUGAUAAUAUCAAUGUCUUGUUCGCA
Annulohypoxylon truncatum is the source of this 3343-nucleotide messenger RNA. RefSeq lists its product as uncharacterized. The record is from RefSeq and is a predicted model, not a curated record. Lineage: Eukaryota; Fungi; Ascomycota; Sordariomycetes; Xylariales; Hypoxylaceae. The coding region runs from base 384 to 2867 and encodes 827 amino acids. The transcript has 3 exons.